UAUCUGUCUGCCAGUUUGCUCCUCAAACACCCGCAGUAUAAAACAAUGCUCGAGUUCCGUGAUCAAUACCAGUUGUCGGCUAUGCUAGUGGAGCCAAACAUUGCAAUAUUUACUGAUCAAAUCACCCUUGGGUUAUGCUUACGCUAAACAUGCUUGAAAUCUUGUUCAGACCAGCUGUCGCAGCGCCAUUGGUGCUGUUGACCAGCUACAUCGUUUACAACUUCUUUCUCAAGCCAAACAACCUGCCGGACCUCCCCAUUGCGGGUGCGCGCGAGGGAGACUGGUUCCCUUACUGGCAGGCCAAGUGGCGUAACACGAUGGACAGCAAGAAUGCCCUCAAGUCUGCGUAUAGACAGUUCAAGGACCAAGAACAACCGUAUCGCUUCCCACUGGCGGGCGGCAUGGGCGAGACGGUGGUGCUGCCCAAGGAGUGGACGGGCUUCAUCAACUCGCAGCCCGACAACGUCCUCAGCCUGUACGACCAAGCCAGCGAGUUCUUCCAGCUCGACCACACGUUCCUGGACAGCAAGCUGCACCACCCGCCGGUGCAUGUGGAUCUCAUCGCCAGGGAUCUGACCAAGCAGAUUGGAAACCUAGUGACGGAGAUGGAAGAGGAGACAAGGCUGGCCCUCGACCACGAGUGGGGCAAGCCGGACGACUGGACCGACGUCGGGGUCUACGAUACGGUCCAAACCAUGCUGGGAAUGGUGUCGGCCCGCGUCGCCUACGGGAGGGACCUCUGCCGCGAGCCCAGGCUGUUCCAGCUGUCCAUGCAGUUUGUGCACCGGGCGCUCAUGUGCGGAGUCGCCUUGCAUCUGACCUACGGCAUCCUGCGGCCCAUGCUCACUCCCCUGGCCACCAUACCCAUCAACCUCGUGGCGCCAGAGAUCAGGCGACGGCUGGCCGACUGGGACGGUCGCCGCGCGGACCUGGAGAAGCAGCAGGAGGCGUCGACAGACCAACCCAACGACUACCUGCAGUGGGCCAUCAGGCAGGCCAAGGAGCUGGGCGACCCUUACUUCUGGAAGGAGGACGUCCUGGCCGGCCGCCUGCUGGUGCUCAACUUUGUCUCGAUCCACACCUCGGCCUUCAGCCUCGCCCACGUGGUCAUGGACCUCGCGUCGUGCGACGGGGCCGUGGUCGCGGAGCUGCGCGACGAGAUCACGUCGGUGCUGGCGGCGCACGGCGGCGAGUGGAGCAAGCGGGCGCUGAACAAGAUGGAGAAGCUGGACUCGACGCUGCGGGAGUCGGCGCGGCUCAACUCGUUUGUGACCUUUGGCAGCAACCGGCUCGUCACGGCGCCGCAGGGGCUGACGCUGCCCAACGGCCAGACGCUGCCGCGCGGCGUCGGCAUCAUGCUGCAGGCGUACCCCGUGCUGCACGACGAGGGCAUCUACCCGGACGCGGCGACGUUCAAGCCGUUCCGCUUCGCCGAGGCCAGGCGCGACGAGUCCGCCGACUACGUCCAGCGCGCGCGCAACGCCUUUGCCACCACCAGCCCCGACUACCUGGCCUUUGGCCACGGGCGCCACGCCUGCCCCGGGAGGUUCUUUGCCGCCACGGAGCUCAAGCUCCUGCUGGCGCACAUGCUGCUGGGCUACGACAUUGAGCCCAGGCAGAGGCCGCGCAACAAGUGGUAUGGCAUCGGCAGGGUGCCGGACAUGGAGGCCACGGUGAGGAUCCGGCGGAGGAAGAGGGAGUGA
Messenger RNA from Pyricularia oryzae 70-15, 1703 nucleotides. RefSeq names its product ent-kaurene oxidase. The record is from RefSeq and is a predicted model, not a curated record. The coding region runs from base 135 to 1703 and encodes 522 amino acids. Gene Ontology annotation, molecular function: iron ion binding; heme binding; oxidoreductase activity, acting on paired donors, with incorporation or reduction of molecular oxygen. Lineage: Eukaryota; Fungi; Ascomycota; Sordariomycetes; Magnaporthales; Pyriculariaceae. The transcript is spliced from 2 exons.